Messenger RNA from Bactrocera tryoni, 1360 nucleotides. It is a transcript of the gene Spf45, whose product is annotated as splicing factor 45. Lineage: Eukaryota; Metazoa; Arthropoda; Insecta; Diptera; Tephritidae. Gene Ontology annotation, molecular function: RNA binding. The transcript is spliced from 4 exons. Gene Ontology annotation, biological process: alternative mRNA splicing, via spliceosome; mRNA cis splicing, via spliceosome. Bases 92 to 1333 code for a protein of 413 amino acids. Gene Ontology annotation, cellular component: precatalytic spliceosome. The record is from RefSeq and is a predicted model, not a curated record.
AAAUGUCAAAUUUGGUCUAUAGGAGGUAAUUUUCAUCAGUUAACUUAUUGGAUUUUGUGUCAUAUGUAAUUUAUUAAUAAAGUUAAUAAUAAUGGACUUGUACGAUGAUAUUGACACAAAACCGCGGGCCAGCCAAAUUGACGGCUGGUCGUCGGGUAUCAAAAUGUUGCAAACACAAUUGGCUAUCAAGAAGGCACAAGGACCAAAAGAGCCACCCAAAAAACCGCUGAUGACACCAGUGGUCAACUUGCGAGCAAAGAAAGUUGCAGCAGAAGCAGAAGCGCACCAUUUGAACAUCACAAAAAUAGAAACACCUCUAAUGACACCUAAACCAGUUAUUACUGCCAAACCUUUAGAGCCAGUAAUUGAAAAUGCAAAAUCAGAUGAUUGCUGGGAUUUUGUAGAUGAAUAUGACCCGGCAUGGCCGAAUGAGUAUGAAAAAUUAAAGGACAAAAAUCAAAAUAAAGAGAAAGAUCAUAAAGGAGGUGGUGGUACAGGCAGUGGCCGAAGUAGUGAACGGAAACGUGGCCGCGGCCGAAAUAGCGCACGAGACUCAUCACCGCCAGUUAAGUUUUCCGGUUUUGGUCAACGUCAAACUGAAGAAGAGAAUUACAGUCCACCCCCUCAAGGAUCCGUGUCCAGUAAAGGCGGUGCUGCAAUUGCGCCACCACCUUCGCUGCAAGAAAUUUCUAUAAACAACGAAAACGGUGAUGGCUCCUCAAACGUAACCAUACCCUACUCCGCAAGCUCUGUUGCUGCAAAAAUUAUGGCAAAAUACGGCUUUAAAGAUGGUCAGGGACUGGGCAAACAGGAGCAGGGUAUGUCCAUGGCCUUGCAGGUGGAAAAGACUUCAAAGCGUGGUGGUCGCAUAAUACAUGAAAAGGAUGUGUUUUUGCCACCACCACUAGCCCCUAACAGUCCACCUGCAAGCAUGGCACCACCAGCAACACCAGCCCCAAAUACGCCCUCCCUAACAUUAGCACAAGCCGUUGAUGAAGUCGCACCGUCUGAACCUAGCAUUACAGAAAUCAUGAAAGAGCCCAGUAAAGUGGUUUUGUUACGGAAUAUGGUCGGUCCAGGAGAUGUUGAUGAAGAUUUGGAACCUGAAGUUAAAGACGAAUGCAAUACUAAAUACGGCGAUGUAGCAAAUGUUAUAAUACACGAGGCAUUUGGCACGACACCAGAAGAAGCAGUGAAGAUAUUCGUCGAAUUUAAACGAAUCGAAAGCGCCAUUAAAGCGGUUGUUGAUUUGAAUGGACGUUUCUUUGGUGGACGUCAAGUGCGCGCUGGUUUCUAUAAUUUCGACAAAUUCAAAAGUUUUCAAUUACAUUAAACUGAUUAAGCAUCUAUUAAAUAUUAU